Messenger RNA from Coffea arabica (coffee), 1293 nucleotides. RefSeq lists its product as uncharacterized. The record is from RefSeq and is a predicted model, not a curated record. Gene Ontology annotation, biological process: DNA repair; regulation of transcription by RNA polymerase II. NCBI's taxonomy places the organism in Eukaryota, Viridiplantae, Streptophyta, Magnoliopsida, Gentianales, Rubiaceae. Gene Ontology annotation, cellular component: transcription factor TFIIH holo complex.
GUCCUUAAUUCGAUUCCGAUUCCAGAGUUUGAACCAAACGCCACCUUACUCUUAUGAACCUGUAGAACCUUCAUCCGCCUAUAGGUUGCACUUCAUUCCCCCCACAGACUGCUCAGUCCACAAACCCUUACUAGAUCCCACUAUCUCAACCUGGAAAGAAUUCCAGUCCUUCGCCCUCAAAUAGCCACCACAAUCAUAAGCCUAGCAGCAACUCCGAUACCCCUCGGCCACCGCUUUGUGUCGCCUAGUAACCCCUUCAAUCAUCAUGUACACUCCAGUAAAAUUUCCAUCUUGAACCCAGGAAGAAAGAUAAAGAAAAUCCCCCCAAAAAGGAGUGAAGAAAAGAGACUAGUAGUGAAUUAAUAAUGGUGGUGGCUUCGGGAACCAAUCCCUUUGCUAAGGAGAUGGCUAUCAGAAGACGUAUUGCCGGAAUAUUUAACAAAAGAGAAGAAGAUUUUCCUUCUUUAAAGGAGUAUAAUGAUUAUUUAGAAGAAGUGGAGGAUAUGGUAGUUAAUUUAAUUGAAGGAAUAGAUGUUCCUGCUAUUGAAGCAAAGAUUGCUCAAUAUCAGAGAGAAAAUGCUGAACAGAUCAUGAUUGCUCAAGCUCGUAAGGCUGAAGAGUAUGCUGCAGCUCUCACAGCAAGCAAGGGGCAGAAUGGGCAAGCUGACAAUGAUACGCUCAUGAGCCAAAGCUCUCAAGCAGGCACAAGUACUGGUGCACAAGGCCAAUAUGCCCCAGCCAUUGCCGGAGGAACAAUUCCCCAGCCACGCCCAACAGGCAUGGCACCCCAGCCCGUCCCACUUGGAUCUGGUCCUGAUAUAUUCAUGCAUGAUGAAGACGAAGAAAAAAUAAAAUUGCGAGGAGAAAAAGCUGCAAGGGCAGGAGGUUGGAGUCUAGACUUGAGCAAGAAAAGAGCACUUGAAGAAGCCUUUGGAAGCAUUUGGAUAUAGUUUUUGGUCGUUGGGAUUUUAUGAGGAACCACAAUUUUCUCUAAGUGUAACACGUGCAGAGUUUCAAGAACAUUUAAGAGUUUAAAAUAUCUUCCUCUACUGGAUGGUGGUAACAAUCACUUCCAGGAGAGGCAAAUAUUGAGGCAAUAUUUGGAUAUUUAGCAGGGAUUUUUUGACUUAUAACAUUGUUGUAAUGCUUGAAAUGUUGGCAAGCUCCCGACAUCCUCCUCCCUCCCCCCACCCUUCCCCUCCCAGAAAACCACAAAAAAAAGUGCUUCAAAAUGUGUAACUGUAUUCAUGUCUUCUAUCUUACUGUAUUUCUAUCCUAGGCUAGAUUUUGCUA